AUGCGCAGCACAGCAGAAAAACUAGACGAGGUGGCGGACGUUCCAGGUGGGAUCAAUGUUAAGUAUAUUCUUCGUGGCGCGAAGACUCUGAGGCUGAUCGUCAACUUGGCCCCUAAUGGAAACAACCACAGGGUGGCGAGAGUCAGCGGCGCACACAUUGGGGAUCUUCCAGUGACGUUAGAGCUUAAAGUCAUCCACUUUUCGGGGAUGGCGGAUGCGAAGUUUCUGGAACUGGCAAGGGCACUAAAGGAAUUGACAGAUGCGGGCCCGAACACCAAGUGGGUUGUGGAUGGAAAGUUACUAAUCUUGGUGAUUGACUUGUCUGAGGGGCCAAAAAUGAGCCGCGAGCAUGCGCCGGGACAGAAAUUUGAAUUUGCCUCUAUUAAGGCGAAUUCGCAGCUGGGCCCAUCAGAUUUUCGUGUGCAAAUGAAAUUACACUCCGUCGGGGGUGAGCCGUGGCCGUUGCUCCUGUCGCCACGAGGUCUGGCCAGUGUGGCGGAUGACGCCUCCUCCGCCAGCAUUGUUGCGAGAAGGUUGGAAUAUAGUCCAUCUGUUUCAGUGCCACGAUUGGUGGAUUCACAUGAAAUGCACACUGGCAUGGUGGAGCUUGAUGAAUGCAUCACGUUGGAUUUCUUGAAUUUGCCUCUCUUGAGGCUGCGGCUCAAUGUGGACGGCAAGGAUGGGCAGGUAGUGGGCUUCACUGGAGACAUCCUCUCAGGAAUCGGUAUUAGUUUGAAGGUGCAGAUCUAUAGGGAGACAGACUCGCCAGUACUUUCGCGUCGCGCAGGGAAAAGGGAGAACAUAAACGCCUACAAGGAGGAAACCUCCACAGGAAAGAAUCUUCUAGUGGUGGAGUUUGACUCUUCCAAAGGGAAUCUUGACCCAGAUGGAAAGCCUAGGCGCAAUAUUAGUAACGCCACUCACCUCGUCGUCAAUAAGCGGUAUGUUGUGGAUUUCACAGCCACUGCCCCCACUGAAAUACUGCCAACCUUCCCAGAGGUGUAUCAAAGUGUCCUCAAUUAUCUUAGCUUGACAAAAAAUCCUUUGCUUACCUUGAGCAUGCCUGCAGUGCGCGAGGCGGUUGGAAGUGAUUUUCCAAGAUGUAACAUGUCAAGAGCAUUGAAGAAUCUUGUGUGGGAGGCCGUGCGCUGGUACGUUCUUCAGGAGUAUAUACACCAAGAACGUCUCGAAAAUGAGAUUUUCCCAGUGACUAUAGGCGUAGUGUAG
Messenger RNA from Trypanosoma rangeli, 1227 nucleotides. RefSeq lists its product as uncharacterized. The record is from RefSeq and is a predicted model, not a curated record. The transcript has a single exon. NCBI's taxonomy places the organism in Eukaryota, Euglenozoa, Kinetoplastea, Trypanosomatida, Trypanosomatidae. The coding region runs from base 1 to 1227 and encodes 408 amino acids.